UUUUAUUAUUGGUGUGACGUUAUUAGUCAUAUUACAUAAACAAUGAUCUUUAACGAUUACAGAUGUGCAUUGGCCCAACACCUUGGUCCAUUCACGUGGCCUGACUGAAACAGGUAUCAGGAAGCCCUGCUGGUCAAGUUAUGCGCUGCUUUCACAGGUUCCACCACCAAAGAUGGCGUUCCCCAGGCACGGUGGCGGACUGUACUGGAAAAGUACAAUUUAAUUCGGAAGAUGGUCUUCAACAGUCAGCGUGUGAUUCAAGACACACGCAUUCAGCUGGCAGAUAUAAACCAGGGUACCUUGACAGCUUGGGACUCGCCCUUCAGAUGGUUCCACUGGUAGCACCUGAGUCUCCGCCAGCGCCCAUGAAAAGGCCAGUUGCCUUGGAGAUGGGAACAACUGACCCACACAAGUUCCCCAUCCAGAGCAGCACUAAAGGUGAGCUAACCAGAGUGCGAAGAAGAAUUCUUCCACCAGAAGUGUGCAAGCCAGAAGUGCCAGUGCCAAUUGCACCAGCACCAACUGUGCAAUUUGUGACUGCUCCCGCCCCUGACCUGGCACCGACAUCGUCAAUUUCAGCCCCAGCUGAACCUCACCUGCCGUACUCAACCAAGCACUACAGGAAGAGGAAGCUGGAGGCUGAGCAUGCAGGGGAGUUCCGGAGACAGUACAACAAGAAGCUGUCAUACCGCAGCUGCAAUAAAUGUUUCGAGGACAGGAACACAGGAGGACAUAAACAGUAUUACUGACAUCGGUGGUGUCCCUUUAAGUCCUCGGAAAUUAUGAGGAGUUGAUAAAUGCCCUUAAGGUGAAGGGCUAUGGAAAAAAGAAAACUGAAUAAAUUAAAACAUGAACAGUUAGACAAACAUCACAUUUUUCAAUAUCUGGACUAAAUAACGUUCUCACACAGUGCUUUUUGACUAUUUACAACAAAAGGGUUAACAUCAACUAAAGUAACAAUGAAAAAAACAUUCUGAAUGCUGCCUAGCUUUUAUUAUGCCUCCCUUCGAAGAAGAGGGGGUAUAUUGCUUUGCUCAUGUCGGUCAGUCGGUCGGUAGGUCGGUCGGUCGGUCCGUCCGUCCACCAGGUGGUUGUCAGACGAUAACUCAAGAACGCUUGGGCCUAGGAUCAUGAAACUUCAUAGGUACAUUGAUCAUGACUUGCAGAUGACCCCUAUUGAUUUUGAGGUCACUAGGUCAAAGGUCAAGGUCACGGUGACCUGAAAUAGUAAAAUGGUUUCCGGAUGAUAACUCAAGAACGCAUACGCCUAGGAUCAUGAAACUUCAUGGGUAGAUUGAUCAUGACUCGCAGAUGACCCCUAUUGAUUUUGAGGUCACUAGGUCAAAGGUCAAGGUCACAGUGACCCGAAAUAGUAAAAUGAUUUUUGGAUGAUAAUUCAAGAACGCAUAUGACUAGGAUCAUGAGACUUUAUAGGUAGAUUGAUCAUGACUCGCAGAUGACCCCUAUUGAUUUUCAGAUCACUAGGUCAAAGGUCACGGUGACCAGAAAUAGUAAAAUGAUUUUCGGAUGAUAACUCAAGAACGCAUAUGCCUAGGAUCAUGAAACUUCAUAGGUAGAUUGAUCAUGACUCGCAGAUGACCCCUAUUGAUUUUUAGGUCACUAGGUCAAAGGUCAAGGUCACGGUGACCCGAAAUAGUAAAAUGAUUUUCGGAUGAUAACUCAAGAACGCUUUUGCCUAGGAUCAUGACACUUCAUAGGUACAUUGAUCGUGACUUGCAGAUGACCCCUAUUGAUUUUCAGGUCACUAGGUCAAAGGUCAAGGUCACAGUGACAAAAGUCGUAUUCACACAAUGGCUGCCAGUACAACGACAGCCCAUAUGGAGGGCAUGCAUGUUUUACAAACAGCCCUUGUUAAGUAUUACUCACUGAUUUAUGCAUUUGUGUUUUGCUUAUAUAAAAGCUAGAAGAGUCCAACCUUUAUGGUACAUGUCACAAAUGAAGUGACAACUGCCUUGAAAAGCAGAGGGAAAAUGAUUUGUGUUUAUUAAGCUUAAAAACAUGCAUUUAGACUUUCUUGUAUCAAUACCUUUGUAAUUAUGCCCCCCUUCGAAGAAGAGGGGGUAUAUUGCUUUGCACAUGUCCGUCGGUCUGUCGGUCCGUCCACCAGGUGGUUUCUGGAUGAUAACUCAAAAACGCUUGGGCCUAGGAUCAGGAAACUUCAUAGGUACUUUGAUCAUGACUCGCAGAUGACCCCUAUUGAUUUUGAGGUCACUAGGUCAAAGGUCAAGGUCACAGUGACCCAAAAUAGUAAAAUGGUUUCCGGAUGAUAACUCAAGAACGCUUAGGCCUAGGAUCAUGAAACUUGAUAGGUAGAUUGAUCAUGACUCGCAGAUGACCCCUAUUGAUUUUCAGGUCACUAGGUCAAAGGUCAAGGUCACAGUGACCAGAAAUAGUAAAAUGGUUUCCGGAUGAUAACUCAAGAACGCUUGCGCCUAGGAUCAUGAAACUUGGUAGGUAGAUUGAUAAUGGCUGGCAGAUGACCCCUAUUGAUUUUGAGGUCACUAGGUCAAAGGUCAAGGUCAUGGUGACCCAAAAUAGUAAAAUGGUUUCCGGAUGAUAACUCAAGAACGCUUAUGCCUAGGAUCAUGAAACUUCAAAGGUACAUUGAUCAUGACUCGCAGAUGACCCCUAUUGAUUUUCAGGUCACUAGGUCAAAGGUCAAGGUCACAGUGACCAGAAAUAGUAAAAUGGUUUCCGGAUGAUAACUCAAGAACGCUUGCGCCUAGGAUCAUGAAACUUUGUAGGUAGAUUGAUCAUGACUCGCAGAUUAUCCCUAUUGAUUUUCAGGUCACUAGGUGAAAGAUCAAGGUCACGGUGACCCGAAAUAGUAAAAUGGUUUCCAGAUGACAACUCAAGAACGCUUAUGGCUAGGAUCAUGAAACUUCAUAGGUACAUUGAUCAUGACUGGCAGAUGACCCCUAUUGAUUUUCAGGUCACCAGGUCAAAGGUCAAGGUCACAGUGACAAAAAACAUAUUCACACAAUGGCUGUCACUACAACGGAGAGCCCAUAUCGGGGGCAUGCAUGUUUUACAGACAGCCCUUGUUAUUUAAUAAAGUUGACAUAUACUUGUAAUUAAUAUUGCUGUUAAUGGGAACA
This is a messenger RNA of Dreissena polymorpha, 3119 nucleotides long. RefSeq lists its product as uncharacterized. NCBI's taxonomy places the organism in Eukaryota, Metazoa, Mollusca, Bivalvia, Myida, Dreissenidae. The transcript is spliced from 3 exons. Bases 141 to 749 code for a protein of 202 amino acids. The record is from RefSeq and is a predicted model, not a curated record.